UGGAGGCUUGGAUGUGGCUUCUGCCAUCAGCUCCGUCCGGGGCAAGUGCAAGAACCGACCGGGAUCAUGGAAAUUCUAUUCUGAAAUGCUGAUUGAAGGAAUGUCGGAAAUGGCGUCCCCUUCUGCAUCCUCAUGAAGGGACCAGGUUACUAAGUCUGAAUUGGCGGAUGCCCUGUUGCCCAAAGAAAAAGGUGUGAGGGGUGGAGGACAGCGGGAGCUGGACUGGGCGGUACGGGAAGCCUCCAAGGGCGUUUAUUUCUUUGGAUUACCUUUCUCUCUCCUCCCUCGUCUCCAUGUGGUCUCUACCCCGAAGGUAGAGCAAAAGCCGUUGGAACUAACAACGCCACCGACCUGGUGCCUAUUCGUUAAGAGCCGUCGACCCAUGAUCCAGGUCGUCUGCGUGCAACCAUGGUUUGAUAGCAGGAGCGGACCUCUGGCCCAGUGACCACACGGGACGGCCAUGGCGGCCAUGACAGCCCAGGUCCAUCGCCCCAUACGGGACGCGGAUGGAGAGGGGGGGAGUGUGGGAGGUCAACGGCAGGAUACUGGCAUGGUACACGCUCUAAGCCUGAGGCUACCUCGACGCCAGGCGAGAUCGCGAGAGGAGACGAGAGAGAAUAAGAGCUUGUUGCACACAUCCACAGCCAGGUCGAUGUGGGUAGCAGGUCGUGGCGGGGCAUAUUGUACCAGGUACAGCUCGACAAGAGAUGUACAGACCAUGUACGCCUGUCAUUCUGAUGGUAGGAGUGAGGCCCGCCAGCCAGCUUUGACAACCAACCAGUCAAUCAUCGAGCUGAGAGGACGCAUCUGGGGCAGAACAACAGCUAUCCGGACACCAGCAGCAGGUACACCGGCCGCAUGCAUCGACUUUGGCGAGAAGACCAAUCACCUGCUGCCGUCCCCACGAGCGCUGCCUCAAAGUCCUGGCUCGUACCAGUGUAAGAGAGUUGCAAGGCAGGCGGAAGAUCGGUCUCUUGAUGCCAGCCCGCGGGGACGUAGAUCAUUUUCGAAUUCUAGAAAGUUUACGGUCCUCCCCAACACUCAACGUUGUGGACACGGAUUUAGAACAGGGAAAUCAUGUAGUCAAGGUGGAGAUUCAAUCCCGCCUAUGCCGAAAUGUGGCCGCUUGCUCAAGAGUGGUGUUUCGGGUUUCUUUGCCUCUUCAUCUGUGCAUCACGGGGAAGACCGAUCGUUCUAGGUCAGUAGCACCCAGGGACUCUGCUGCUCGUCAUAGUGCCCCGUCUUCCACCGACAACACCCAACGGCCAAGUCGGUGAAGGGGGAUGGAUCGCCAGCCCAGAGAUGAGAGGGUAGGCGUGGCAGGGUGGUGGGUGGAUUCGUCUGCGGUGGCGUGGAGAUCAGCAAGUAGCUGCAGCCAUUGUACUCGGACUCUGGUCAGGAUAGCUUCAUA
Colletotrichum acutatum is the source of this 1411-nucleotide messenger RNA. RefSeq lists its product as uncharacterized. The coding region runs from base 461 to 1198 and encodes 245 amino acids. The transcript has a single exon. The record is from RefSeq and is a predicted model, not a curated record. Lineage: Eukaryota; Fungi; Ascomycota; Sordariomycetes; Glomerellales; Glomerellaceae.